AUGAGAACCGUUCAGUGGCUGCUUCAGAUCUCCUUAUUACUAUGGCUAAGCAAAGGAUUAGCAGCAACUCAUGCGAAGCCUGGUUGUCAAGAGUGGUGUGGAGACGUUGACAUUCCAUACCCCUUCGGAAUUGGAUCUGCUGGUUGCUACUUCGAUGAAUGGUUCGAAGUAACUUGCAACAACUCUACCGACCCUCCUAAGCCUUUCCUGAAAGGAGUAAAUCUGGAGGUGCUCAAUGUUUCAUUACAUGGCACCGUCCGGGUCAACAACCCAGUACUCCUUUCUCAGAAUUGUUCCGGCAAACCAUCAAAUGACACGCAGUGGUGGGAGGGAGGCCCCUUUUCAUUCUCCAACACCUACACUAGAUUCACUGCUGUGGGUUGCAGCGCCAUGGCCUACUUUAUGCAGGAUGAUACAGUAAUCGGGGGAUGCAUGACCCUCUGCAAAAAGGACGUCGCAACUGCGGCAAAGAAUGCUAGCUGCUAUGGCUUGGAGUGUUGCCAAACCCAAGUCCCUCCAGGCCUCCUGUCCUUCACUGCAAAUUUAGACACCUUUCCUGAAGGUAGUGCUGAUGAGCAAGAACCAUGCAAAUACGCGUUCAUGGUGGACCAACAAUGGUUCAUCUCAAAUGUACCAGAUCCACAUACGAUGAAAGAUAUGGAAUACGUUCCAGCAGUGCUGGACUGGCGGAUAUACAACGCAACGUGCGAUGCCUCCACCUCAAACCUCAACACAUCCACAAGUUUUUGUGGCGAGAAUACCAUUUGUUCAACUGACACUCAAACCUCAAGUCUCACCUGCAGCUGUCCCCCGGUAUAUGUAGGCAACCCUUAUCUUCCCCAAGGAUGUGAAGGUGAAACUCUUGAUAAGCUACUUGCUAAUAGGACGAGGGCCAUAAUGAAUGCAACUCAUCCUAUCUAUUUAGAUGAAAGCGAACAACGUCACAUAAUGGUGUUACCAGUCAUAGCAAUAGGAGCGCUUGGAACAUUACUUCUAGUAAUUUGUGCAUGGUGGUUGUACAAAGUACUAAAAAGGAGAAAGAAAAUUAAGUACAAGAAGAAAUGCUUUAAUAGAAAUGGUGGUUUACUCUUGGAACAACAAUUAUCUUCAAGUAAAGGAAAUGUUGAUAAAACCAAAUUGUUCACUUCCAAAGAGUUGGAGAAAGCCACUGAUCGUUAUAAUGAAAACCGAGUCAUUGGACAAGGAGGCCAAGGUACUGUUUACAAAGGAAUGUUGAUGGAUGGAAGAAUUGUUGCAGUUAAAAAGUUGAAGAUAAUGAGUGAUAGCAAACUUGAACAAUUCAUUAAUGAGGUUGUCAUUCUAUGCCAAAUUAAUCAUAGAAAUGUGGUUAAGCUAUUAGGUUGUUGUUUGGAGACAGAAGUACCUUUGUUGGUCUAUGAGUUCAUUCCUAAUGGAACCCUUUCUGAACAUAUCCAUGGCCAAAAUGAAGAAUUCCCAAUUACAUGGGAAAUGCGUCUUCGAAUUGCUACUGAAGUUGCUAGAGCUCUUUCUUACUUGCAUUCAGCAGCUUCUAUACCAAUCUAUCAUCGAGAUAUUAAAUCAACUAACAUACUUUUAGAUGAUAAAUAUCGAGCAAAAGUGGCAGACUUUGGAACUUCAAAAUUUUUUUCCAUUGAUCAAACGCAUUUGACCACCCAAGUACAAGGUACAUUUGGAUACUUGGAUCCAGAGUACUUCCAAUCAAGCCAAUUUACCGAAAAAAGUGAUGUCUACAGUUUUGGAGUAGUUCUUAUUGAGCUUUUAACUGGGAAAAAGCCAAUCUUGUCAACUAGAUCGGAAGAAAGGAAAAGUUUAGCCUUAUAUUUCAAAAUAUCAAUGAAAGAAGAUCAUUUAUCAGAUCUUCUUGAUGCUCAAGUUGUAAAAGAGGGUAUGAAAGAAGAUAUCAAUGAGAUAGCUUUUCUUGCAAGACGAUGCAUAAACUUGAAUGGGAAGAAAAGGCCUACAAUGAUGGAAGUUGCAAUGGAGUUGGAAAGAAUUAGAAAGCGUCAAGGAGAUUUUAGAGCUCAAGAGAAUUCUAAGGAGAUUGAAUACAACACCACUGAAUUGAUUGGGCCUUGA
Molecule: messenger RNA, 2079 nt
Organism: Vitis riparia (riverbank grape)
Lineage: Eukaryota; Viridiplantae; Streptophyta; Magnoliopsida; Vitales; Vitaceae
Product: wall-associated receptor kinase-like 1
Exons: 3
Coding region: 1-2079 (692 amino acids)
Biological process (GO): protein phosphorylation; cell surface receptor signaling pathway
Cellular component (GO): plasma membrane
Molecular function (GO): polysaccharide binding; ATP binding; protein serine/threonine kinase activity
Source: RefSeq, a predicted model, not a curated record